AUGACCCUCCCCAACCUCCCCCCGCGUGCAGCACCCUCCCCCCUCAUCCCCCGGCACAUCCAAAACCUCUCCUCAGCCUCCAACCUCGAACCCCACUGGGGGUACGCUUCGCGCGCAGUGCCCUGCACCAACGACCCGGGCUCCUGUGCCUACCUCGACGCCGUGUAUGACGCCCACGACCGGGGGAUGGUCUACACGGGUAUUUUUUGGCUGACACUUGUUGGGUUGGUGGGGGGGUGGGGGGUGUUGAGAAUACUCCUGCGACCAAGAGGUGGGAGUGUGGUGGAUGGGGAUCAGGGGGAGAAACAGCAAGGCGAAGAAGAACAACAACAGCCCAACUCAAUAUUAUCCACAACAACCCGCCUCGUGCAAACCCUCCACACAACAACAACCCACCACCUCCUCCCCUCCUCCCCCGUCUUCCUCUCGCCCCUCCUCGGCCACCCCACCCGCCUGCAACUCCUCCUCCUAACCAUCCUCACCUCCUACCUAACCCUCUUCACCUUCCUCGGCAUAACCUACAGCACCUGGAUCACCCCCAUCAAAAACCAACCGCCCACCGUCCUCAACACCCGCACCUCCAUCGGUCCCUGGGCCGACCGCGUCGGCGUGCUGGCGUACGCCCUCACCCCGCUUAGUAUCCUGCUCAGCUCGCGGGAGUCGGUGUUGAGUCUGGUGACGGGGGUGCCGUAUACGGGGUUUUUGUUUUUGCAUCGGUGGACGGGGUAUGUGAUUUUGGUGCAGUCGGUGUUGCAUACGGUUGGGUGGGUGGUGGUGGAGGCCAAGUUGUAUAAUCCGCAGCCGGAGGUGUGGGAGAUGUAUAUUAAUCAGGGGUAUGCGAUUUGGGGGGUGGUGGGGUUGGUGGUGUUGGUGAUGAUGUGGGUGUUGUCGUGGCGGGUGGUGGUGAGGAGGGUGACGGGGUAUGAGGUGUUUCGGAAGGCGCAUUAUGUGCUUGGGAUGGUGUAUAUUGGCGCGUUGGUUGGGCACUGGGCGGGGCUGCAGUGCUUUUUGUUGCCUGGUGUGAUUCUGUGGGGUUUGGACCGGGCGGUGAGGCUGGUGAGGACGGGGUUGUUGCAUUGCGGGUGGUGGUCGGAGGAAGGCAGCAAGCGACGAUGGGGGUUCCGCGCCGCUGAGGGGACGUGUUCGCGGGUGUGGGAAGACGCCGAGUUUGGGGAUGUGGUCAGGAUCGACCUGGAACACCCGCAGAAACCCUGGGCCGUCGGACAGCAUUACUACCUGUGCUUCCCGGAGAGCAGCAUCUGGCAAAGCCACCCGUUCACACCAGUCUCACUCCCGGUUUUGACGACCGACGCAGCCGGGGGGAAGGUCAAGCACACCUACAUCUUCCGGGCCAAAGGCGGCGAGACGAAGAAGAUCGCUGGUCUCCUCGCCCGCAAACUCACCGCUGCACCGACUCGAACCGCCACGACGCCCAUCAUCCUCCAGGGCCCGUACGGCCAAGGCACGCUCACCGGCCUGACGCUCAACACCAACAUCCUCUGCAUCGCAGGCGGCACCGGCAUCACCUACGUCCUGCCCGUCCUGACUCGCCUCGUCCGCGGGCCGGUCGUAGCGGAUCGCAAGGUCGAGUUGAUCUGGGCUGUCAAGCGGAAGCAGGACCUGCAGUGGGUUGAGCCCGAGUUAGACGAGCUCCGCCGGUUGGGUGCCGCUCAUGGUCUUCGGGUUCGCAUCUUCGUCACUGCCAAGGUCCUCCCCCUCCCGGCCGCGGAAGCAGAGUCAGAGUCAAAGGAAACCAAGGUCACAGCUGGCGAUGAAGCGCGGGCCGAGAGCGAAGACGAUAUCGAGUCGUCGCCGGAAGCCCCGCCCGCAUACGACAGUUUUGAGAAUAGACCGGACGUCGGUGCCGUGGUGGACGAGUUCGUCGCCUGCGUUGUUCAGGGGCCGACGCGUGUAUUUGGGAGCGGCCCCCCUGGAAUGGUCGUUGAUUUGCGAGCGGGCGUGGCUAGAUGCAACUCGGGACGCAAGGUCUGGAAAGGGGAGGAAAGGUUCAACGUGUCUCUAGAAUGCGACGACCGCAUGGAGUGGUAG
This is a messenger RNA of Dichotomopilus funicola, 2049 nucleotides long. RefSeq names its product ferric reductase transmembrane component 3. Lineage: Eukaryota; Fungi; Ascomycota; Sordariomycetes; Sordariales; Chaetomiaceae. The transcript has a single exon. Gene Ontology annotation, biological process: iron ion transport; copper ion import; intracellular iron ion homeostasis. Gene Ontology annotation, cellular component: plasma membrane. The record is from RefSeq and is a predicted model, not a curated record. Gene Ontology annotation, molecular function: ferric-chelate reductase activity. Bases 1 to 2049 code for a protein of 682 amino acids.